Messenger RNA from Cladocopium goreaui, 3342 nucleotides. The record is from the annotation of a GenBank genome assembly. NCBI's taxonomy places the organism in Eukaryota, Dinophyceae, Suessiales, Symbiodiniaceae.
AUGAACACUUCGGCCAAGGGAUUUGGGCCUGCUCGGCAUUUCGUUCCGGCAUCCUCAACAGAAUUUGGGUUGCAGGAAGAAAUUCAAACCAAGUUUCGGCUGCUCAGUUGGAACGUGCUUGCGCCGUCAUGGGACAACCUGGGUACCAAACAAUCCAACUGGCAUUCCAGAUGGGCACGCAUUUUGCAAGAAGUGCGGGUUCGAAAACCAGAUGUAAUGGUGCUGCAGGAAGUUGAAGUGCUGAUAUAUGACGACCAAAUCCAACCCUUCUUCAAAGCUCGAGGAUACCUCAGUGUGUACACCGGGGUUGAUUCUGGGGUUGGCGUUGCUGUGUUUUGGAGAAGUUCAAAAUUUGAACUCAAAAGUGCGACGGAUUUCGAACUGAGCACCACCAAAUUGACGCCAUGGCGAUCCCUUUUGGACGGAAGUUUCAAUAAGCAGCAGCGAGAAAGAUACGCAACAAAGAGCAACAUGGUUCUAUUUGUCAUCCUGACAUGUGUAGGGCAGGAAGAAGUACGACCUCACGCUAUCAUGAUAGGCGCAGUCCAUCUAACCGCGAAUCCAGCUCACCACAAACCUCUCCUGAUGGACGUGCAGUUGUUCGAGACAAAUGUCUUGUUGGAUGGGAUGCAAGAGAUCAUCAAACAAGAACGGCUGAAAUAUUCAAGUUUGAACUGCAUUUUGGCAGGUGAUUUUAAUGUACCGCAUUUCUUUCCUGAGAGCGUGUUCAAAAGCAUGACGCGACAUAUUGAAAAUCCAGCUGGUUCCUGGGAAGAGCCAUCAUCGGAUGAAGAAUCGUUGCCAAGUCCCGUGUACGAACUGCUGACCAGAGGAAAUUUGACCGCUGAAUCCAUUGGUUUUUUGAUGACUGCUAUAAAGGCCUCUGGUUUCCACCCAUCGAUCUUGCUACAAGGCUCUAUCUAUGACAUGCUGGUUUUGGACCGAUCUCCAAACGUCUUUAUCAGCGCCUAUGCAAAGGUCAUUGGCACAGAACCCAUUACAAAUGAGGGAGGCACUUUAGACUUUGUGUUCUUCAUGCCACAGCAACGUCGUUCCGAUCAUUCUCGACCUGCUCGCUUGGCAGUUUUAGUGCAAGUGAAAAGAACCUCUCUGGUGAGAAGUUUGGGUUCAGAUCAUCUGCCACUCGUGGUGGACUUUGGUUUGGUGACUCCGCUCCGAAAAACUUCGAUGCCUACCACAGCUGCGACAGCUGCGGUCCCAGCGCCUGUUCCUGAAAACGCCUCCGCAAUCUGUUCGAAGUCUGAUGUGUUGGAAGCUGUUCGGCAGUUGGAAUCUCAAGUCUCCAAUUUGAAGACCCAUCUUUCUCGGCCUCAGAUGCCUCAGCCAGCUAAAGAAUGUCCAGGGCUUCUGCCAGAACUGCGGCUCUUCUUGUAUGCCUCAACGUGUGCUUCCAUGCUUAUGGCCGCAUCCGUGUUGCACCUUGGCUUUCCAAGUAGCACCAGUUUGUACUUUGACCUUUUGCCUUUUGCUAUUACCGACGCGAUGUCUAAGCGGUACAGCGAAGAAGAACUGAAAUUGGCAACUGAGAACUUUGACCGGAAAUGUUUGCUUGGCGCUGGAUCCUUUGGCAAAGUGUACAAAGGAACCAUGAGGGAUGGCACGGAAGUGGCUAUCAAGGUUCUGCAGGUGCCCAACGAAGGAGGCUUCGAAGAUGAGGUGCGGGUCCUGUCGCGAUUCCGUCAUCCCAACCUGGUGAUCCUCAUGGGCUUCGCCAGGCACGCGGAGACAGGAUGGAGGAGUUUGAUCUAUGAGUUCCUGUCGGGUGGUGAUGCGGCCAAGCGGAUUGCACGAAGCCGACAUUCCAUGGAGCCAUUCAGCGCCAGGGCAAGAGUGAGUACAGCCUUGGAUGCGGCCUGUGGCCUGUCCCACUUGCACAAUAUGACGCCAAGGGCUUUCCACCGGGACAUCAAAUCCCAGAAUAUUCUGUUGGACAAGAAUGGCACUGCCAAAAUGGCCGACUUUGGAUUGGCUUGUUUGUCCAGUGCUUCCAAGCACAAGGUCUUGAGAGUUGGAGGAACUGUCGGCUAUGCCUGCCCAGAGUACCUGCGCAGUGGUGUCAUUACUGAAGGCUGUGAGGUCUACAGCUUCGGGAUGGUUCUCUUGGAGUUGUUGACAGCUGCACCCCCGGCCGUGGCCUAUCCCGACCGACCCAAGGAAUACCAAUUCCUGGUUGACUAUUUGCAAGGCAGCUCAGAGAAGGUCCAGCAAAUGCUCGACCCCAGCGCUGGCUUCCCAACCAAAGUGUUCGAGGCGCUUUGUGCUAUCGCUUUUCGAUGCAUAAACCCUCGCAGUUGCAGCCGGCCCUUCUUCAAGCAGCUUGUGGAGGAGUUGCGACACCUCCUUUCAGAUGGCUUUGAUGGGAUCGCAACAUCACCAACUUCAGCACCAUGGGUGGCGCGACCAGCACGGCCGACAGCUGCACUGUGUGUUGGUGCUGCUGUGGAGGCACGGUGGCAAGGUGGUCUCCAGUGGUAUCAAGGUUGGAUUCUUAGAUUGAACAAUGAUAACACAGCUGCGGUCCGCUACAACGAUGGACAGCUGGAAGAGAAUGUGCCCAUGCAUUUCCUUCGGCCCCAAGGGAGCUACCGAAUUGCUUCGCAAGUGGCAGGUCCAACGACGGUGGUCACAGCGCUGCCUUCCUGCAUGCUGAAAUGCUUGUAUGCUGAAGGUGUCACAGUGGAGUCGCAGGAGUGUCUGCGCUCUGUGCCGGACAGCUUGGAGCUGGUGGUGGGCAGAACUGCGCAGCCGCCAUCCUUCUGGGACGCUCUUGUUCCUGAGAAGGAUCUUCAAAACAGGGUUUCACGCCAGCAUUUCAAGAUCCUUUGCCGCCAGCUGCAGCUUCCUGAUGAUCAAAGUCAUCCAGUGCUGUUUCUGCAGUGCCUAUCUCCCAAUGGCCUUGUUUUGAACGGCCGCUUUCUGGGGCCGGAUGCUGGCGAGCAGAGACUACAAGACAAAGAUGCCAUAGCCCUGGCAACCUGCAGGGCAUCCGAGGGUGCCAUGUCGGAGCCGGUGAGUGAUGCAUCUGUAGCGACGGCGGCUUUGUGGACAGUGCCAGCCCUGAAACCUUUCGUGAUCUUUGAGAUCCAGGUGCCAGAUUUCCCCCGCAAGGUGGAGCGUCCCGAGGUUGAGGCGGCCCUAGCAGACCUGGAACGGGAACGUUCGCACGGAUCAGGCCGUGGAUAUUCGCAGCCGCUGUCUGCCAGCAUGCAAUCAGUAAGAUCCUCACGGAGCAAGGCCUUAGAGUCUUUUGCCACGCAGAAGGGGGGUGUGCUAUGCGAAUCGCCUAUCUUGAAAUUCCUGAGAUCCUCCAUGGGUUCUUGA